Eurypyga helias (sunbittern) is the source of this 2198-nucleotide messenger RNA. RefSeq names its product chondroitin sulfate synthase 1 (gene CHSY1). The transcript is spliced from 2 exons. The annotation marks the transcript as partial. Gene Ontology annotation, cellular component: Golgi cisterna membrane. The record is from RefSeq and is a predicted model, not a curated record. Gene Ontology annotation, molecular function: glucuronosyl-N-acetylgalactosaminyl-proteoglycan 4-beta-N-acetylgalactosaminyltransferase activity. Lineage: Eukaryota; Metazoa; Chordata; Aves; Eurypygiformes; Eurypygidae.
AACGUGGUCCAAAACCAUUCCUGGCAAGGUUGAAUUCUUCUCGAGCGAGGGUUCGGACACUUCUAUUCCCAUCCCCAUCGUGCCGCUUCCCGGUGUAGACGACUCUUACCCACCCCAGAAGAAAUCUUUCAUGAUGCUCAAAUACAUGCAUGACCACUACUUGGACAAAUACGAAUGGUUUAUGAGAGCCGAUGACGACGUUUACAUCAAAGGGGACAAACUGGAGAACUUCCUGCGGAGUUUGAACAGCAGCGAGCCCCUCUUUCUUGGGCAGACUGGCCUCGGCACCACGGAGGAGAUGGGGAAGCUGGCGCUGGAACCGGGCGAGAACUUCUGCAUGGGGGGACCAGGAGUGAUCAUGAGCCGGGAAGUUCUGCGGCGGAUGGUGCCCCACAUCGGCGAGUGCCUGCGAGAGAUGUACACCACCCACGAGGACGUGGAAGUGGGAAGAUGCGUCCGGAGGUUUGCGGGAGUGCAGUGUGUGUGGUCCUACGAGAUGCAGCAGCUGUUUUAUGAGAACUAUGAGCAGAACAAAAAAGGCUACAUCCGAGACCUGAGGAACAGCAAAAUACACAGAGCUAUAACGCUGCACCCCAAUAAGAACCCCCCGUACCAGUACAGGCUCCACAGCUACAUGUUGAGCCGCAAGAUAGCAGAGCUGCGCCACCGGACCGUCCAGCUGCACCGGGAGAUCGUCCUGAUGAGCAAAUACAGCAAUACCGAAAUCCACAAGGAUGACCUGCAGCUGGGGAUGCCGCCCUCCUUCAUGCGAUUCCAGCCCCGCCACCGGGAAGAAAUCUUGGAGUGGGAGUUUCUUACAGGAAAGUAUUUGUAUUCGGGUGCCGACGGGCAGCCCCCUCGGAGAGGAAUGGACUCUUCUCAGCGUGAAGCGUUGGAUGACAUUGUUAUGCAGGUGAUGGAGAUGAUCAACGCCAACGCGAAGACCCGGGGGAGGAUCAUAGAUUUCAAGGAGAUACAGUAUGGCUAUCGCAGAGUCAAUCCGAUGUACGGAGCUGAGUAUGUUCUUGACUUGCUGCUCCUGUACAAGAAGCACAAGGGGAAGAAGAUGACCGUCCCCGUCCGGAGGCACGCGUACUUGCAGCAGACCUUCAGCAAGAUCCAGUUCAUGGAACACGAAGAGAUGGACGCCAAAGAGCUGGCCAGCAAAAUCAACCAGGAUUCUGGGUCCUUGUCCUUCCUCUCCAACUCGCUGAAGAUGUUUGUUCCCUUCCAGCUCAGCCGAUCGAAAGUAGAGCGGAAGGAACUCAAAGACAAGAAGAUCAACAUCCUGAUUCCUCUCUCCGGACGCUUUGACAUGUUUGCGAGGUUCAUGGGGAAUUUUGAGAAGACGUGCCUCAUUCCAAACCAGAACGUCAAGCUGGUGGUCCUGCUUUUCAAUUCCAACUCCAACCCUGACAAAGCGAAGCAGAUCGAGCUGAUGAGAGAUUACCGCUCCAGAUACCCCAAGGCCGACAUGCAGGUUUUACCGGUCUCGGGGGAGUUCUCGAGGGCGCUGGCUCUGGAAGUUGGAUCCUCCCAGUUCCAGAACGAGUCGCUACUUUUCUUCUGCGACGUUGACUUAGUGCUUACCACGGAAUUCCUCCAGCGCUGUAGAGCCAACACGGUUUUGGGUCAACAAGUAUACUUUCCCAUCAUUUUUAGCCAGUAUGAUCCAAAGAUUGUUUAUAGUGGAAAAGUUCCCAGUGACAAUCAUUUUGCCUUCACCCAGAAAACAGGUUUCUGGAGGAACUACGGCUUUGGCAUUACCUGUAUUUACAAAGGUGAUCUUAUUCGAGCAGGUGGCUUCGAUGUCUCCAUCCAGGGCUGGGGCCUUGAAGACGUAGACCUGUUCAACAAAGUCAUUCAAGCUGGCUUAAAAACUUUCCGAAGCCAAGAAAUUGGAGUGGUCCAUGUGCAUCACCCUGUUUUUUGUGACCCUAAUCUUGAUCCAAAACAGUACAAAAUGUGCUUGGGGUCCAAAGCUUCGACCUAUGGGUCCACGCAACAGCUGGCUGAAAUAUGGUUUGAAAAAAAUGACCCAAAUUUUGGGAAAAGCAGCAAUACUAAUGGCUCGGUGAGGACAGCCUAAUGUCCAGCUAUGCUGGAAAAGACUUUUUUUUAAUUAUCUAAUUUAUUUUUGGGAAAAAAAUGGUUUUUGAUAAUUCGCUUUUAAGAGACCACACAGGAUAUAUUUUAGA